AUGUUCCGAAGGCUGAAAUGGACAGUUCACAGCACCAGUAAGCGCCCAGCAAUCAAGAUCAGUGACGGGACCUACACUACCCACCAACUGAAGUACCUCGAGUGGCAAAACAAGCGGAGAGUGACGCUAGGCCAUCAAGAGCUUGCGCUGGACCGUGUGGUCGAUGUCUUGGAAUGCGAAACGGUCGACUACGGCAUCAUGAAUGACAUGAGCUCCAUUUUGCGGAGCGAUGAUUCGUACAAGGCCGCCAAGAGCGUUGACGUGGCCGUCGAUCUCGACAUCCAGGAUUUGCGAGAGCGCCUAUCUAAAGAGAAGGGGAUGUAUUUGCCCGAAGAGGAUGCUGAGGCCGAGAACGACGGUGCCGUGCAGAUAUUUGUCCUGACCCAACCGCCUUACAGACGUGCUCUAUCUUGGCCCGCCGUGAAGGUGAAUCUGAUCACAAGCGCUAACCAUCCUGUGCCCACGACAGGACACCAGGGCGUGCCUUUCGAGAUUGGGCAGAAUACCCGCUCUAUCCAAACGGAGACCGUGGCCGGCUCACGUUGCUACAGAAUCCUAGAUGACUCCAACAUCCCAGUUGACUCAAAUGAUGCCAGCCUUGACGUGCCGGGUGACGCGGGCGACGCGGAUGACGCAACCGUGUCCCGGCAAAACGGUAGCGAAGCUUCUGCCGAUUAG
This is a messenger RNA of Thermothelomyces thermophilus ATCC 42464, 678 nucleotides long. RefSeq lists its product as uncharacterized. The coding region runs from base 1 to 678 and encodes 225 amino acids. The transcript is spliced from 3 exons. The record is from RefSeq and is a predicted model, not a curated record. NCBI's taxonomy places the organism in Eukaryota, Fungi, Ascomycota, Sordariomycetes, Sordariales, Chaetomiaceae.